AUGCAGGAACAGAGAUGCCGAGCCAAUAUUGCCGGGCUCUAUGAUUACCUUCCUCUCACCGCAUUUUGGGACACUACACCGCCCACAGCCAAGGAAGCCAGCCUAGCCGACAGCACAUAUGAGUCAGCGUUCGACGUGACUUCGCCACGCCGCUCAUCCAUCGACACACCAGACUUGAACACCUUAACUACGCCCUGCUUACCCGAGGACACCCUGCGCAAAUUUUGUGACACGCCAUUCCCAAGAACUCAGUUGAAGCGUUACGAAGUUCCUAUUUCCAGUGAUGCGUGCCCUGUGGAUGCUGAAGAGUGCGACAAAGAAUCAUUGGGCACUGACGACGAAGAGUGCGAAGAGGACACGCUGACCACUGACGAGGAAGAGUGCGACGAGGAAGAGUGCGACGAGGAAUCGUUGGCAGCUGACGACGAAGACAUGGAUGCGGAUGGGCAUUCCAUAGCACCGACUCCAUGGCCAGAGAGCUGGUACGAAGGGGGGAGCGAACUCGGUCUUCAGCAGUUUGCUGCCAGAGUCAUAGAGAAUUGUUUAGGCCACCAUGGGGACGCCGAAGCCAUAAAUGACGAGUUCAGUACGGUGCAGUGUCCCACCGACAACGACGCGGGGCGCAAUGGACACGAACAUACAGACGCCACAACCACCGGAGCAAGUUCAGCAACCGGCCAGACAACACACUCCGGGCGCCCAUUUUCUGGCGGCCAUCCGGCCAAAAGGCCAAGAAGCAGUGACGAUGGAGACAGCGAGGAGGAUCGGCCUCCGAAGAGACGAGACGCCAAGGGACCACCAGACAACGAUGCCAAUCCGAGGAAACUCUACGCCUGUCCAUACCAGAAGCGCAUGCCGCAGCAAAGCCCGUUCUGUGGUAUGCCGCACGGGUCAAAACGUGAUUUUGGCUGGGACAGCGUGUCUCGAGUCAAGUAUCAUCUUUUCGAAAGCCACGGGUUGGACCAUCACUGCCGGAACUGUUGGAGGGCGUACAAGACGACUCAAACCGCCCGGCGCUGCCACGAAAUGAAGAAAUGCUCGCAGCGAACCAGUCCACCGAAGCAUUGGUUGUCUGAAAGCCAGAUCGCGCAGCUCAAGGCCGAAAGAGUCGACAGCCAGAGCGACGAGGCCUGGUAUCGAAUUGCCGAUCUGCUGUUCGGCAGUGACCAAGACUAUAGCCCGGUGAAUUUCCGCGCCGAACACACCCCAUACUAUGAUACGGCAAACUAUCGCAAGCCGGUAUCAGAUGAGCCAAGUCCGUACAGGAGCCCUGGCAGUAUGUGGACUCCGGCGAGCGACUCGACAAACCUUCCCGGAUCGACCGCCAUGCCAGGGAAUCAAAACGUGGCGCUGCCUGUAGAGCCGGUCGAAGGAGGACAAUCUGCGCCAGCCCUAGCCUCCCCGCCUCAUCAACAAGGGCGAGAAUUCUACGUUCAGGCGGGGCCUGAAGCUGCCACUAUAGCAGAUCAAGAGGCUCGACAGCCUGCGAUGGAACUAGAGCCCUCCGAAUGCGACAACCCAGACGUUGCGAUUUAUUCCCAUAUUAUGGUCUCGGCUCAGGGCUGCCCAGCGCCAGAGACAACAGGUCACUUCCCGUCAGAGCAGCAGCUCCACUCGCAGACGGUCCAGGACUUGUAUCAUCUUCUUGAUGAGGACGAGAUGGCGCAAUUCUUCGAUUUCGGGCCCACCGCCACAGAUCCGAGCCAACCACACUUGGCUGACUUGCACCGGGCUACCCCUGCCUCAACUACCUGCGAGCCCUUGCUCCAAUUCACUAACACUGCCGCGGUUGAGCAAUUGUCGCUAGCCUGCUCAUGUGGGCACGCACAGAAGUGCAUCUGUCGGCUUAAGAAGCGUGUCGCAGACCUGCGCAGUGAGAACAAGUCUCUUUUGGCUGAGAAGGAGACGAUGCGGAACGCACUGGUUGGACUGCGGCAGACGCUGGAUCGCCAAGACGAGCUACUACAAUUCAUGGAGGAGAAGGGCCUGCUUCCCGGCGAGACGAUGGGGAAGCUGUGGGAGUAUCAGGACAUGAUGAAGGCGGUGGUUUUGGAACAUCGUUGA
Molecule: messenger RNA, 2064 nt
Organism: Dichotomopilus funicola
Lineage: Eukaryota; Fungi; Ascomycota; Sordariomycetes; Sordariales; Chaetomiaceae
Exons: 3
Coding region: 1-2064 (687 amino acids)
Source: RefSeq, a predicted model, not a curated record